CUGGUGUUGGUUAAAUGGCUUCAGUGAGUGCAGUGUAGUGGCAGGUACUAGGUAGGGAAUUUAAUAGGUUAUUUCAGGUGAAAAUGGUGAGAUAGCUGUGCAAAUGUCGAAGCAAACGGUUCUUGGCGGUCAAAAUAAGCGCAAAAGCGUCCAAGACGAUAGCAAUCAUCGUAGUCACAGAUUACGGGCAAUGGCGCAAUGCUGAAUGCCAGUAAUGCGACGUCACUUCACCGGUUGGCGAUUAUAUAGUACCGUUACUGUAGUCCUCACCUUUAUUCCGAAUCCCGAUGUAAAUAAUUAUUUAAUACUCCGAAAACGACUUUCACCCCUACCUGUCCUAAUUUCUUCAUCACCUUAUCAACGUGACCAUGAGUAGUGAACACUUCGGUGUAUUCGGUCAACCGUCGUUCGUUAUCGUUUGGUAUUAGUACGCACUACACGUAAUUCGUUUGCUGAUUGCUGUUGCCACUUGUGUACUGUGCACAGUGUGCAGGCCAGUCACUACUCACUGCAGUCGCUAGUCGCCACUCGCCAGUCGUGUACUCGUCAGUCAACGUUUCAAUCGCUUCUAUUUCCAACGUGCGACACCGCCGGAAAACAAUAAUCGUGUCGUAGCAACAGCAAGUCCAUUUUCGGCGGUGGUGGUGUUCGAAGAAGAAUGAACUUAAUGUAAGUAGAAUAGUAAAAAAUCUUCUGGAAAAAAACUUGUCGACCGACGCACUUUUGAUUCCGUACCAUAAAUUCAAUUGUUACUCCGUCAGCGCAUUUUGUAUGUAUGUAAUUUUUGAAUAAAGGAGUGGGUAACAAAAAAAAACAAACUACACACCCAUAACCUGUAGGUGCGUUGUAGUAUGUGUCCAAAGGUCAGUUUUCUUCAGACAUGUCCAGCGCUAAACACGAUUUAAGGUGUGACCUGUAAGCACUCAACCACACGGAAACGCACAGUACGGACGAACAUCUUCAACUGUUCUACUAGAUAUUUCUCACUCAACGACGAGUAAACUAUGUUGUCACUGUUUAGCAAUGCAAACAACUAUACCGCUUCAAUCACGGUCGGCUACAUUGGAGUAGAUGUUGAUUUGUGGCUUUGGAUGACAUGGCUGCUUUGGCCACUCAUUGUCACAUUCUUGUUGCCGCUCACCAUUGUACUAUUAUUUAACAUAACUGGUAUUAUACUAUACGUCUAUAAACUUCACAGAGAAAGACUUAUAAAUGCAUACGAAAAUAAUUUUUGGGAUGGUGCAUUAAAAACUGUAGCUGCAUUAUGGGAUGCCCAUGGUUGGAUUUGGCAUGGAUAUGAAGUAAAUGGCAUUGAAAAUGUGCCUAUUGACAGUCCAGCUUUGUUAGUGUAUUAUCAUGGUGCUAUUCCUAUUGAUUUAUAUUACAUGAUUUCUAGAAUAUAUUUGAUCAAGGCAAAAUUAGUUCAUACUGUAGCUGAUCAUUUUCUAUUUAAAUUACCAGGCUGGUCAAUAAUAUCUGAACCAUUGAAAGUAAUACCUGGUACUGUGCAGACUUGUUCAGAUAUACUAAAAGAAAACAAUCUUUUAGCAAUUUCACCUGGUGGUGUUUAUGAAGCUCAAUUUGGUGACAGGUAUUACAGGCUUAUGUGGAAAAAACGAUUUGGUUUUGCUAAAGUAGCUAUAGAUGCUAAAGUACCUAUUAUACCAGUAUUCACACAAAAUAUUCGUGAAGCUCUCCGUUGUAUUGGUAUUGGUCGUAGAUUCUGGUUGCGAAUUUAUUUAUGGACCAGGUUGCCUAUAAUACCAAUAUAUGGAUGGUUUCCUGUCAAACUAAGAACUCAUAUUGGUAAACCAAUUCCAUAUGACCCAAAUCUAUCAGCCGAAGACUUACAAAAAAAAGUGGCAAGUGCAAUUGAAGAAUUAAUAUGUCAACACCAAAAAGUGCCUGGCAAUAUACUAAGAGCUCUCUGUGAACGGGUUUAUAACCCUUUAGGCUGUAGUAAAAAGAAAACAUGACAUUACGCUUUACUUACUAAUGAUGGGGAAGUUUAAAAUAAUUAUCCCUGUACUUAGACUGUGUUGUGGUACAUUGUAAUUUUUAACAAAUUGUAACCGACUUCUCUAUAGCAUAAUUUAAUUAAUGAGAUCUUAAU
Melanaphis sacchari is the source of this 2113-nucleotide messenger RNA. RefSeq names its product transmembrane protein 68. NCBI's taxonomy places the organism in Eukaryota, Metazoa, Arthropoda, Insecta, Hemiptera, Aphididae. The record is from RefSeq and is a predicted model, not a curated record. The coding region runs from base 1005 to 1976 and encodes 323 amino acids. The transcript has 7 exons. Gene Ontology annotation, molecular function: acyltransferase activity. Gene Ontology annotation, cellular component: membrane.